Cokeromyces recurvatus is the source of this 543-nucleotide messenger RNA. RefSeq names its product Myc-type, basic helix-loop-helix domain-containing protein. The transcript is spliced from 2 exons. Gene Ontology annotation, cellular component: nucleus. NCBI's taxonomy places the organism in Eukaryota, Fungi, Mucoromycota, Mucoromycetes, Mucorales, Mucoraceae. Gene Ontology annotation, molecular function: DNA-binding transcription factor activity, RNA polymerase II-specific; protein dimerization activity; RNA polymerase II cis-regulatory region sequence-specific DNA binding. Gene Ontology annotation, biological process: regulation of transcription by RNA polymerase II. The record is from RefSeq and is a predicted model, not a curated record. Bases 15 to 515 code for a protein of 166 amino acids.
UUAUUAAUAACAAUAUGCAACAGUAUGAUGUAUCAUCAUCACAACAUAAUACGGCAUCUCUGAAUACUAAACAUGUAUCUAAUAUGGAUAACAUAAUGAUAAAUUCAGCUCAACAGCAGACUUAUCAUACUAGUCCUCUUGAUAGCUUAGAGGAAGAAGAAGACGUUGCUCAAAGAAAUAUACAAAUGAUGUUUGAAAAGAAAAAAUAUCGAAGAGAGUCACACAAUGCAAUUGAGAGAAGAAGAAGAGAUGAUAUUAAUGAACGUAUCAAUGAUCUACUAUUUCUUUUACCGAAUAAUAAUCAAGACCUGAAAUUAAGCAAAGGUACAAUUUUAAAGAAAUCCGUCGAUCAUAUCCACUCUUUACACGAUAAUUUAAGACUACAACAACAAAGAAUCAAAGAGCUUGAAGCGUUAAUAGAAAUGCAUCAACAACAAAGUAUAAUGUCAAAUGUAAUUAACCUAACCUCAAUUGCAGAUUCUUCCUUACUAAAUAAAAGACUAAAUUAUAAAUAAGUCGUUCCUUGAAAUAUGUAAAUAAAAU